Galendromus occidentalis (western predatory mite) is the source of this 906-nucleotide messenger RNA. RefSeq names its product replication protein A 70 kDa DNA-binding subunit-like. Bases 1 to 906 code for a protein of 301 amino acids. The record is from RefSeq and is a predicted model, not a curated record. The transcript has 3 exons. NCBI's taxonomy places the organism in Eukaryota, Metazoa, Arthropoda, Arachnida, Mesostigmata, Phytoseiidae.
AUGGAUUUCAUGAUCAAUCGCAUCUUUCAUCCAGCGGAAACGAAGUGUCUCAUAGCGGAAGCAACUGAGAUUCCGAGAAGAGAUGAAUAUCGCAACAUCCAACCAGGUUGGAUCCAGGACUGCGAAAAAACGGGGCACUUCCCGGCAAGCCCCGCGAAGAAAGUGAAAUCCCUCGGCGACUUGACGCCCGGGAAGAUCGGCGGUAUCGUGAACGGUAGGAUAGAAUCGAAGGGUACGAUCCGAACGUGGAAAAAAGAUAAUGAACAAGGCCAGCUGUUCUCAUUCGUCAUGAGCGAUGGAUCAGCGGAUAUACAAGCUGUCGUGAGCGGGGACAUGUGCACCGAAUACCACGACCGUAUUACUGUUGGACAGUGUUACCAGAUAACGGCGUUCAAAGUGAAAGAGACCAAUCCGGCAUACAAUCCCACGAACCAUCCAUGCGAGUUACACUUGACCAAGAUAAGCAAAAUGGUCCCGAUCCAAGGCUCACACAUCCCAAAGAGUAUCGUAAGUCGCACCACGCUCGCCGAAAUAGCGAAACAGGACGCGAACAAGGUCGUUAACGUGGAAGCCAUCGUGUACGAGGUCGGUAAACCGCAAUCCAUAAGCUGCCGCGACGGAAUCACACGGAUGAAACAGAGUGUUUUGCUCGUUGACGAGACCCUCAAAAUCAUAAGCCUCGGCCUAUGGGCGGAAGCAGUACAAGAACUCGACGGAAUGGAAAGUAACUGCGUGCUUGUCAGGAACCUUCAAGUUAAAGAGUACGCCGGCAAAAAGCAACUGAACAGCAUGAGCGGAACUGUCGUCGAUAAGGAGCCUGCGUCCGAAACAGCAAAGAGCAUGCGGCUCUGGUGGGAGGCAGAAGGUUCCGAAGAGGAAUUCGAAGAAAUAAAGCUAUCCGAAUAA